AUGCAUCUUACCCGGCUUGGAAGUGUUGCUGCUCUGGCGGUCUUGGCUGUUGCUGCUCCUGCUCGACCUGUUCCUCGAGAUGUCUCGACCAAUGUCCUUGGUCAAUUAAACUUGUUCGCGCAAUAUGCCGCAGCAUCAUAUUGCACGAACAAUAUCAACUCUACCGGCGAUGGACUCUCUUGUCUAGAAGGAAAUUGUCCAUCUGUCCAGUCGGCCAAGACAACAACUAUAUACGAGUUCGAUGAAUCCACCGAGUUCGGUAAUGUGGCGGGAUUCCUCGCUGCCGAUCAGACAAAUAACCUCCUCGUGCUCUCCUUCCGGGGAAGCCGAACGCUGAGCACGUGGAUUGCGAACCUGGACUUCGGCCUAACCGAUAGCAGUCUCUGCAGUGACUGUGAGGUCCACAGUGGAUUCUGGAAGGCAUGGGAAACAGUCGCGGACGACUUAACAGCGAAGAUCAAGACAGCAUUGACAACCUACUCGGGCUACACACUCGUCCUAACCGGCCACAGCUUCGGCGCAGCCGUUGCCACACUCGGAGGCACUGUGCUCCGGAAUGCAGGGUACAAAUUGGAAUUAUAUACAUACGGCCAACCCCGACUUGGCAACAAGGCAUUGGCAACAUAUAUCACAAACCAAGGCAGUCUCUAUAGAGUGACACAUACCGACGACGUGGUUCCUAAAUUACCCCCCGCAUCUUUUGGAUUUAGCCAUCCUAGCCCUGAGUAUUGGAUUACCAGUGGCAAUGAUGUGACGGUGACUCCUAGUGAUGUGACUGUUAUUGAAGGUGUGGGGUCUAAGGCUGGAAAUGCUGGCACGGCCAAUCCCGAUAUCGAGGCCCAUAAUUGGUAUUUGGUUUAUAUUGAUCAGUGUCAGUAG
Messenger RNA from Penicillium canescens, 879 nucleotides. Its product is annotated as lipase family protein. The record is from RefSeq and is a predicted model, not a curated record. The coding region runs from base 1 to 879 and encodes 292 amino acids. Gene Ontology annotation, biological process: lipid catabolic process. NCBI's taxonomy places the organism in Eukaryota, Fungi, Ascomycota, Eurotiomycetes, Eurotiales, Aspergillaceae. The transcript has 4 exons.